Molecule: messenger RNA, 1365 nt
Organism: Tripterygium wilfordii
Lineage: Eukaryota; Viridiplantae; Streptophyta; Magnoliopsida; Celastrales; Celastraceae
Product: putative RNA methyltransferase At5g10620
Exons: 7
Coding region: 90-707 (205 amino acids)
Biological process (GO): rRNA processing
Molecular function (GO): methyltransferase activity
Source: RefSeq, a predicted model, not a curated record
UUACCGAAAGGUCGAAAACCAACCUUGAAGUGGAAUCACCUUCCGGUUGAGCUGAAGCGAAGUACCUCUUUAGUUUCUCUUCGAGGUGGAUGAAUGUUCAUCGCAUGACAGUCGCUACCUGUUUCAGUAUCAAUGCAAAGAAAGUAACUCCUCCUCUUUCAGGUAGAGGAGGAGGUAAAUACGUCGGUCAGUCACUGAGAGUGGUACCAAUAAGGAUUAUAACAGUGGGGAAGAAGAGGUCUCCGGGAGUGCAAAUGUUGGUGGAGGAGUAUAUUGCCAAGCUCAGGCUCCAUUGCCCAGUAGAGGAUGUUCAACUUCGCUCCAAUCCCAGAAAUGCUCGUGACGUGAAGGCGCAGAUUGGUGAUGAAGACACGGCUGUCAUGAACCUCGUAAGGUCUGAUGAUUGGGUGGUGAUGUUGGAUGAGCGCGGGCAAGACAUGGAUUCUGAGCAAAUGGCUGAUUUAGUGGGAGAUGUGGGGAAUACGGGAGUGUCGAGAUUAUUGUUUUGUAUUGGUGGACCUUAUGGCCAUGGGCUGCAAUUGCGAGCACGUGCUAAUGUGUCAAUCAAGUUGUCUUCAAUGAUUUUAAGUCAUCGAAUUGCUCUACUUGUGCUCAUAGAACAACUUUACAGGGGAAAGAUGAUAAAUUUCCAACUGUAUGAAGAAUGGUAUUCGUUCUGCUGCUUGUUGUGCAAAAAUUCAUUCUAGAAAACCAUGAGAAUUGAAAAGAUGAAAGAGGAGCUCAAGUGACGAAGUGAGAAGUUUCAGUAAUGUAAACUAUGAAGGGGCAAAUAUUAGUGACCUGUUUUAGUUGUCUAAGGACUAUUUGCAUUCACAACUUCAAUGGCUAGAUGAAUAACACUUUGGAAUGCCAUAUUCUGCUUUCAAACCCAACUUUUGCUUGCAAGGCACCCACGGUGGAGGCAGGGAAGGGGAAAAUAUAUGCAGCCUUAGCCCAAGGUUAUGGAAAAUCAUUUCAUAGUAUACCAUGUCCUACUAUUCAAAUUAUAAUCCACCUGUGAUUUGGUGUAAUUGGCGAAGUGCCAUAUUAUUGUAGACACUAAAUGAUUCCCAAAUAAUGCUCUUAUAUACCCUUUUUGCAGGUCAUGGACCAUUCUGAAAGGACAAAAGUAUCAUCAUUAGUUUUUCAAUAAAAUCUGAAUCGUGAUAUGUAGGUCUUACUGGAUUUGCCUGUUCCCUUCUUCUGUACUAACUAUAUGAUAAUUCAUAUGUUCUGACUAUUUAAAUGAUUUAUUUUACAUUGUGAGCUUACAGAAAUAUGUUUAUAUAUUGUGAAUCGACCAUGUCCAGAUUCUCUUUUUAUUUUCAAUUUUUUUUUUAAUUUGAUGCAACCUUUUAAGUUCCA